Molecule: messenger RNA, 7399 nt
Organism: Oncorhynchus keta (chum salmon)
Lineage: Eukaryota; Metazoa; Chordata; Actinopteri; Salmoniformes; Salmonidae
Product: low-density lipoprotein receptor-related protein 1B-like
Exons: 37
Coding region: 10-7347 (2445 amino acids)
Molecular function (GO): calcium ion binding; protein binding
Source: RefSeq, a predicted model, not a curated record
UGUGGUCCAAUGGCUGUGCGUUGUCCUGGAGGGGUGUGUCUGACUGAAGAUGAGAGAUGUGAUGGAAAAUUGCAGUGCUCUGAUGGCAGUGAUGAACCCUCUACCUGUGGGAGGACCUGUUCAGAAGAGAACGGUGGCUGCAGUCACUCCUGUGUGGAUAAGCCCUGGGGAGCCCUCUGCUCCUGUCCUAAAGGCCAUAGGCUAUCUGCUGACGGAGCCUCCUGUCUGGAUGUGGAUGAAUGCGCUCUGCCUUACGGUCCAUGCAUGCACUUCUGUGUCAACACACCCGGGUCCUUCUACUGCCACUGCAGAGAUGGCUUCCAGCUUCAAGGAACCACCUACUGCUAUUCUAAAGGAAAUUCUACAAAGUUUCUGACUGCAACGAAGGGAACUAUCGGAUUCCUGAAUCUGAAGACUCUGAGAUUCGAGUCCAUUCAGAGUAUUGGCUAUGAUCCUCUGGCCUUGGCCUUUGACCUCUCCAGGAGCUCAUUCUACUGGGCUGAUGACCAGGGGAACAUCUACAAGGCUAAGGAGCAGCAGCGCAGGAUACUUUAUCAUGGACAAUAUGGGGUUAGAAGUCUAGUCUGUGAUUGGCUGACAGGCCAGCUGUACUGGACCAACCAGAAGACCCGGUCUAUUCAUGUUGGAGCAGCUGAUGGGAGUGGAUUUGCAACGGUCUUGGCCAAGAACAUAGACCCUUUGGAGCUGGUCCUUCUUCCCAUUGAAAGCUUGUUGUUUUGGAUCAACAAAGGUCCAGGUGAUAAAAUUACUCUGGAGAGAUCUGGGAUGGAUGGGUUAAAGCAGGAAUCUCUGGUGGUCCUCACUGCACAGGCUCCACGGAGUCUGACCCUGGACGUUACAGCUCGGAGGCUGUACUGGAUGAGUGAUUUUAAAAAGUCCAUAGAGACUGUGCGAGUGGAUGGGAGUGGUCGCUACAGCUUUCUGGAGUUCUUUAAGAGGAGACUAGCUCAGAGCCUGGCGGUGUUUGACAGAUGGUUCUACUGGACAGAUCAGAAGGGUCUGUGGCGCUCCCCUCAGGACCAACCUAAUCAGAAGAACUUUAUUCAGAGGACAACACUCCCUGUCCUAGAGGCAUACCAUGAACAACAGCAGCCAAAAGCUCCAUCAGCCUGUGUUAUGUCUGGCUGCCAGCUCUGCAUGCUGACUCUGGACCUGCCUGCUGGGUUCACCUGUACCUGUCCUGAUGACAAACUGCUCGUGGCAGAUGGCUCAUGUGAAUAUCCCAGGUUUGCUUAUGCAACAUCCACAACACUGAACCUGUUUGAGUUGAAAGGGAAGGAGCUGAUCAAGACCAAACUGCUGACUACGGAUGACGUCAUGGAGUCUUUUGACAUCGACUGGAGGGGGGACUGGGUCUACUGGGCGAACAGCACUGGUCAUGUGAUGCGCUGGAACCUCAAUACCGGCCAAACAGAGACUGUCCCUACGCUGAGACCAGCCUGCGUGGUGGCAGUAGACCAGAAGAUGAGAAAUCUGUACUGGCUGUCAUGUGAUGAAGUCUGUGUUGGAGUCACUAACAUGGAUCAGGGUUACCCACGGAGACUGUACCAGUCAGGCAGUGAGGUAAGAGAUGUUUAUCUGGACUGGCAGCGGGGGAGGCUGUACUUGCUGGAGGCUGGCUGGAUCCUAUCCAUGAGACUGCCAGGAGGAAACCCUAGGAAAGUCCUGAGAGUGGAGGGACACGUCGCUGGGCGCAUUGUUUUGGACCUACAAUCUAACACACUGCUCUGGAACACAGAGGGGGAUGAUCUGAACAUCAUGAGUCUGUUGAAGUCGCAGACUCACCUGGCAGGCAGAGAGUGGAAUGUCCCUGGUUCCAUCAUGGCCGCUCACUCUCCGCUCCUGGUGUCGCUGUUUAAUGAUGUCAUCACUGUGUGGGACAGACGGGACAGGAGGCGUGUCCACGAUGUCCCUGUCGGGCCAGGCGUUGUCAGGGUGAUCGUGGCUCUGGAUGUAAAGGAAGUGCCUCCUGCUCAGCCAGUCUGUACCAGUCCAUCAGUGAUGUGUCGGGGCUCAACUUUGUGCAUCUCCCAAACUCAGCUGUGUGACACAUUGAAAGACUGCCCUGAUGGUUUUGAUGAGGAGUCCUGCAUUGCUAAAUGUCCAAACCGAGGUGAGUUCCGGUGUAAGGACAGGAGGAAAUGUAUUGAGAGGAGUCUGGUUUGUGAUGGACGCGCUCAUUGCCAUGAUGGCUCAGAUGAGAUUGGCUGUCCAACGAUAGCUGCUCCAACAUCCCAAACUGCGCCCCUGAAGUGCCGUAUGGGUUCCAGACUGUGCAAGGAUGGGAGAGAGUGUGUCCUGCAUAGCCAUGUUUGUGAUGGAGAGGUGGACUGUAAGGAUGGAUCAGAUGAACAGGACUGUGGUGAUAUUCUUCCUGCUCAGCCAGUCUGUACCAGUCCAUCAGUGAGGUGUCGGGGCUCAACUUUGUGCAUCUCCCAAACUCAGCUGUGUGACACAUUGAGAGACUGCCCUGAUGGUUUUGAUGAGGAGUCCUGCAUUACUAAAUGUCCAAACCGAGGUGAGUUCCGGUGUAAGGACAGGAGGAAAUGUAUUGAGAGGAGUCUGGUUUGUGAUGGACGUGCUCAUUGCCAUGAUGGCUCAGAUGAGAUUGGCUGUCCAACGAUAGCUGCUCCAACAUCCCAAACUGCGCCCCUGAAGUGCCGUAUGGGUUCCAGACUGUGCAAGGAUGGGAGAGAGUGUGUCCUGCAUAGCCAUGUUUGUGAUGGAGAGGUGGACUGUAAGGAUGGAUCAGAUGAACAGGACUGUGGUGAUAUUCUUCCUGCUCAGCCAGUCUGUACCAGUCCAUCAGUGAGGUGUCGGGGCUCAACUUUGUGCAUCUCCCAAACUCAGCUGUGUGACACAUUGAGAGACUGCCCUGAUGGUUUUGAUGAGGAGUCCUGCAUUACUAAAUGUCCAAACCGAGGUGAGUUCCGGUGUAAGGACAGGAGGAAAUGUAUUGAGAGGAGUCUGGUUUGUGAUGGACGCGCUCAUUGCCAUGAUGGCUCAGAUGAGAUUGGCUGUCCAACGAUAGCUGCUCCAACAUCCCAAACUGCGCCCCUGAAGUGCCGUAUGGGUUCUAGACUGUGCAAGGAUGGGAGAGAGUGUGUCCUGCAUAGCCAUGUUUGUGAUGGAGAGGUGGACUGUAAGGAUGGAUCAGAUGAACAGGACUGUGAGCUCCUCUGCGAAGCAGGUCAGUUCCAGUGUGCUCAUGGGAAGAAGUGUAUCGACCAGCAGCAGAUGUGUGAUGGGAAGGCACAGUGCCAGGACCGUUCUGAUGAAAUGGACUGCUUCAAGCCCACCAAGAGCUGCAGUCAUCGCUGUGACAACAAUAGCCGCUGUAUCCCAGAAAUCUUCCUCUGUGAUGGAGAGAGAGACUGUUCUGACGGCUCUGAUGAGGAAGGCUGUGAUUCUAACAAGGCCCUUCCUCCUGUCCUGCCAACUCUGGCUCAGACCUGUACUAGUCCAUCAGUGAGGUGUCGGGGCUCAACUUUGUGCAUCUCCCAAACUCAGCUGUGUGACACAUUGAAAGACUGCCCUGAUGGUUUUGAUGAGGAGUCCUGCAUUGCUAAAUGUCCAAACCGAGGUGAGUUCCGGUGUAAGGACAGGAGGAAAUGUAUUGAGAGGAGUCUGGUUUGUGAUGGACGCGCUCAUUGCCAUGAUGGCUCAGAUGAGAUUGGCUGUCCAACGAUAGCUGCUCCAACAUCCCAAACUGCGCCCCUGAAGUGCCCUAUGGGUUCUAGACUCUGCAAGGAUGGGAGAGAGUGUGUCCUGCACAGCCAUGUUUGUGAUGGAGAGGUGGACUGUAAGGAUGGAUCAGAUGAACAGGACUGUGAGCUCCUCUGCAAAGCAGGUCAGUUCCAGUGUGCUCAUGGGAAGAAGUGUAUCGACCAGCAGCAGGUGUGUGAUGGGAAGGCCCAGUGCCAGGACCGUUCUGAUGAAAUGGACUGCUUCAAGCCCACCAAGAGCUGCAGUCAUCGCUGUGACAACAAUGGCCGCUGUAUCCCAGAAACCUUCAUUUGUGAUGGAGAGAGAGACUGUGUGGACGGCUCUGAUGAGGAAGACUGUGUGGCAAUUAUUUGUGGCCAGCAGCAGUAUCAGUGCAGUAAUGGUCAGUGUGUGUCUGAGGCUCUCCGUUGUGACGGCCAUGCUGACUGCGGAGACCAUUCUGACGAGGUGGGCUGUGCCAAACCCCCCCACUGUCCCCCGGACCUCCGCUGCCCAAACAGCCACGAAUGUCUUGUGGAGGAAUGGCUGUGUGAUGGGGAACAGGACUGCCUUGACGGUUCAGACGAGAUGAACUGUAAGGUGUCUCCAGUGACGUGUGGGGAGUUCCAGUGGAGCUGUGUCUCUAAUACCCAGUGUAUCCCUGCAACCUGGAGGUGUGAUGGACAGAAGGACUGUGAGGACUACAGUGACGAGGCCGGAUGUGACCAGUUGAAGUGCUCCAACCAGCUUUACCAGUGUGGUAGUGGAGAGUGUGUGGACCAUUCCCUGCUGUGUGACCACAUCAUCAACUGUCCUGAUGGAUCUGAUGAGGGGCACGGUUGUUCCACCAGUAACUGCUCCAGCCCUGGGACCCCCCAAUGUGACCAGCACUGUGUCAGCACCCCUUACGGACCGAGGUGCAUCUGUGCUGCAGGCUUCCGGCUCCAGGCUAACGGUUUGUCCUGUGUGGAUGUUGACGAGUGUAAGGAGGUCCUACCACCUGUCUGCAGCCACACCUGCCUUAACACCCACAGCUCCUUCCUGUGUCGCUGUCACCAUGGAUAUCUGCUGGAACCAAAUGGUCACAGCUGCAAGACCCAAGAUGAGGCUCACCUGCUGGCAUCUGUUCAGAAUGAGCUGCUGGUGUUGGGGUUGCAUAGCUCCAGCCUUUCAUUGCUCUCCACUAGUCAGACACCUGUGUUCUGUGUGGAUUAUGACUGGAGAGACCAGAGGGUAUACUGGGUCAGUCUGGAGGAGGAGAGCAUCAAGUGGACUUCCAUCAACACCAAGGACACAGGCACUCUGGUCAAAGGUGUGAAGUCUGAGUCUAUAGCUGUGGACUGGGUUGGCAGGAACCUGUACUGGCUGGAUGGGCUGGCCAGUCAGAUUCUGGCUGUGAGGCUGGGCACAUCUACAGUAAAGUCUCACAACUACAUAGUGGUUCUGGAUGAGGAUCUGGAGCAGCCUCGCUCACUACUGCUGCUGCCACACAAAGGGUUGAUGUAUUGGUCAGAGGUUGGUAGCAAUCCCCAGAUAGAGCGGUCAGGGAUGGAUGGCUCUGAGAGGAAGGUGGUGUUGACUCGUGGUCUCGGCUGGCCAGUCAGUCUCUCUGUGGACACUCUCACUGACCGAAUCUACUGGGCAGAUGAAAAACUGCAGUGCAUCGGCUCUGUAUCCCUGGAAGGACACAAUGUCAGGCUUCUGCAGCUGACUGAAAUGCCCAGUCCAUUCUCUGUAAUGGUUUUCAAUGACAUGGUAUACUGGUCUGACACCAAGAGGAGAACUAUUCAAGUAUCCCACAAGAACACGGGCAAGAACCGCAAAGUUUUACUCAAAAGACCUGGACAGCCUUUUGGCAUCAGGAUUAUGCACCCCAUCCGGCAGACCAACGUGUCCAGCCCCUGUGAGAAGCUCCAGUGUUCCCACAUCUGUCUCUUGGCUCCAGGACUGUCUACAGGCCCCAGAACUGGGUCUACGGGACCCAAAGCUGUGUGUAGAUGUGCAGCAGGGCUUCUCCUGGCUGGGGACGGCCUCACCUGCUCCACCCUUGUAGACACCACCUUCCUCUUACUCCUCUCUCCUACUGCAGUUACACAGAUAUACCUUAGCACCAUCCAUGAUGGUGUGGGGUUGAAGCGGUUGCCUGAGCACCAUAUAUGGUCUCUGCCGUGGGCGCACCAGGCCUCGUGGCUGGAUUUGGCUGUACAGGAGAGGAAUUUAUACCUGGCUGAUGCUGCCCAGGGCUCAGUCGAUCUCCUGAAACUGAGUAGCUCAGGCCUGACACCAGACAGCAGAGUCCUGAAUCUCCAGGAUGAUACAGUGAUGGCUCUGGCUGUGGACUGGGUCACACUUAACUUGUACUGGAGCAGCAGGAAGCAGCCUGACCUACAUGUCACCACCACCAGGGGGCAGCACACUGCACCUCUACUCCAACUAGGCCUUCAGGGAACCACCUCCAUUGCCUUGCACCCCCCCACAGGACGCCUGUGCUUCACGGUCUUGGGCCGGGUGAAUGUGAGGAGCCUGCCGCAGGUGGACUGUGCCUUCAUGGAUGGACGUAGUCAGAAGCUGCUCUGGAGGAAGGCUGUGAUGCCAACCUCCCUUCUGUUCUCCAACAAGGGCACUCGGCUGUAUUGGGCUGACAUAGGUGCUGGAGUAAUCGACUCCAUUCUUCUGGAUGGUUCUGGAUAUAAACAGUUUAAAGCAGAUCCCGGCCUCAUGUCCUUCACACUGGCUGAGAACGUCCUCCUGUGGAGCAGCCUGGAUAAAGAUGUGACUAGAAUCUGGUUCAGUGAUGGAUUUCAGCCCAAGCAGCUGUGGUUUGAGGUCAAUACCAAUGUAGUGGCACUGAGGGUUUACAGCAAGACCAGUCAGAAAGGAACUAACAGCUGCUCAGAGCGGAACGGAGGCUGCAGUCAGCUGUGCCUGGCCUACCCAGGGGGGCGUAGCUGCCGAUGUGGACGUGGUUACCAACCUGUCGACACCAACACGUGUAGCCCCGUCCCCCCCCUCCAGUGUCCAGAGGGCAGCAGGGCCUGUAGCGACGGCAGCAGGUGCCUCCCCCUCACAAAGUUCUGUAACCACCAAACCGACUGCCUCGACCAUUCAGACGAGAUCAAAUGCUGGUCUGGAGUGAAGCCCCAAGAUGUCAGCCAUAGUAAACCUUCCCCGGGGCAUGCUGGGAACACCGUCCCCCCUAGCCAGGACUGGUCUGGGAGGACCACCCCCGGGGGGGUAGAUGUGCAGAAGCUGGACUCUGAGUCAUGUGAUGCCCAGCAAUGUAAUGGACAUGGGAAAUGUGUGACAAGGGGUGGAGAAACCACCUGCCAGUGUGUUCUGGGAUACCAUGGUGUGUUCUGUGAGGAGGGUGAGGGUCCAGGGGUCAGUAAUGCCCCCCUCACUUUGGGCAUCCUCAGCCUCAUUGGUGGGGUCCUCAUCGCUGCUGUCAUCAUCAGGAAGAGCAGAGCAAGAGCUGCAGCUCGGGGCCAGUCCACAGACAAGGAGACUCUGAUGACCAAUAUGGAUGAACAGACAGUCUACGCUGAGUCUUUCAACAACGAUCUGUAUGAUCCUGACCAGGAAUUGAUCUCGUCUGCUGAUGGGACAUCUCAACAUCUGUAAAUGUUGUCUUUUCUCUUCUGCUCUGAAAUAAAGUCUAAGAUGUUAAACCUCA